AAUGAAAGGACCACAUACGGAGAUGAUGCUGGAGCGCGUGAUAGGUGUUCAUUUGAUUCGCUGUAAGACCUGGUUACGAUAGUAGCGUUUAAAAUGUGUUUAACUGUAUUACGCUUUGGUAUAGGGAAGCGAUGGUACAUUAAUUUAUAAAAAUAUAGCUAUUUGUUUAACAACGCGAUAAGGCGUUUUGCAAUUUCACCACUAAUCCUUUUGUUCAUUAAAUUUAAAAAUCUAUGCUUUUAGUUGUAUUAAAUAGUACUAAAACGCAUUCAUUUACUAUCCUUAAAAGUGUAGUUUUGCAAAAUGUUAACUAGGAUUUGUGGUACAAAAAUAUAUAAAGAAAAUGAAGAAUCUCUUACACAUUAGAAGGUGCGGCCCUGUGGAAACUGAUGCAAUUAUUCUAGAUAAAUGACCGUGAACGCAAGUGCUCAGAAAUUAGUAAUACAUUUAAUUUAAAUUCGUGGCGGAUUGGUUGUCAAGUAGUGAUACCCAGACUUUAAGAUAAACAUACAUUGCUCUGAUUUAAGUUUUCGAUUAAAUAGAGCCUAAGAUGGGUUUCAUACCUGGCAUGUGGUAAAUAUCUGGAUUAAAUAACUUUUAAAAGAAUCGACGGUAGCACCGCGAGAACAACCUGCGGGUGAUGCUCCAUCAUAGUAUACAUCAGCACCAAGCAGUAGUUUUCGUACAUGCCUAGCGUCUGCAAUGAAAAGUAUGCGUGCUUUUAGAUUUUUGGCUAUGUGAUUUCGCCGUGCACUUUUAUAUUUUUAUUUUUUGCAAGAAGAAAGCGUUUGGGGAAAGGGUAAUUGCGCUCGGGGAAGGCACGGUGCCGCCGGCAAGCAUGCCGACUUCACGCUCCGGCGCCAGCGCAGCGGAAUACUGGGUCGACGGCUCGCGGCGAGACGCCUCUAUAGAGGAUUUCUACAUCAUGGGCCCGGAAUUAGGAAGGGGGGCCACGUCUGUGGUGUUCCGGUGUGAAGAGAAGCAGACUGAGAAGCUCUAUGCUUCCAAGAUACUAAAGAAAACUAUUGACAAGAAAAUAGUGAGGACUGAAAUUGGAGUCCUGCUGAGGCUCUCCCAUCCGAAUAUUAUCCGCCUGAAGGAGAUCUUCGAGACAGAUACCGAGAUCGCUCUGAUCCUGGAGCUAGUGACCGGGGGGGAACUCUUUGACAGGAUUGUGGAAAGAGGAUACUACAGCGAGAGGGACGCUGCUCACGUUAUCAAGCAGAUUCUGGAGGCGGUGGCGUAUUUACAUGAGAAUGGAGUGGUACACCGGGACCUGAAACCAGAGAACCUCCUCUAUGCUGACCUUUCCCUGGAUGCCCCUCUGAAGAUAGCGGAUUUUGGCCUCUCCAAGAUCAUAGACGACCAAGUGACAAUGAAAACAGUGUGUGGUACUCCUGGGUACUGCGCUCCGGAAAUCCUCAGAGGCAGCAGCUACGGCCCAGAGGUGGACAUGUGGUCCGUUGGAGUCAUUCUCUACAUACUGCUUUGUGGAUUUGAACCAUUUUUCGACCCAAGGGGAGACCAAUACAUGUACAGCCGCAUCCUUAACUGCGACUACGAAUUUGUCUCCCCCUGGUGGGAUGAAGUUUCCUUAAAUGCCAAGGACCUGGUCAGCAAGCUGAUCGUCUUGGACCCCCGCAAGCGCCUGACGGUUCAGCAGGCCCUGCAGCACCCGUGGGUGCUGGGGAAGGCUGCCCGCUUCUCGCACAUGGACACCACCCAGAGGAAGCUGCAGGAAUUCAACGCCCGGCGCAAACUCAAGCAGGCUGCGAUGAAAGCAGUGGUGGCCACCAGCCGCAUGCACGAGGGUUCCCGGCGACGCACUGACAGCUGCGAAAGCCCCGGGUCCGACAAGACCGCUCAGGAGAAGAGCGUGCAAAAGAAGUCAUCCCCGGACUGCCGGAGUCAGCAGAGUCACACCAAAGACACUCCUGACCUCACUGAUGAAAAGGCUCCACCACCAAGUCAGUCCUCCCCGCUAAUUCAUGCUCUUCCACAAUGCAGCCCAAAGAAACCCGCUGCCCGUCCACUGCCUACAGGAUGCCCUCCUGGCCUCCCGCCCACCCGGCCGCCCCUGAAACCAGACGGACUCAAACAACUGUCCGUCAUCCCUAAAACUGCAGUCGUACGGCCCCGAAUCACUGCAAAGAGCUGCUCAGUGGCUCCGGUAGACAAGCGGGAGCCCUCCCCAAUCCUACCUACCCCCCCGAGCCCCAGAAAUAUCAGCAAUGGCUUUAUGGUGGAGGUAGAGACCAGCAACAAGACAACUCAGUGUCAGUGACUGUGAGUACUGCAAGAAUCAUAAGGAAACGGGGACUCAUUUUGUGGCAGGAGGUUAAAGAUACAUCAUGGUAAUGUCAGGAGGAAAAAACACUAUUCUGCCCACUUCCUGUGUAUACUGAUUCACCAAUGACAGUUUCAGACAUCGUCAUUUUCUGUUCCAAGUGGUGAUUUCUGGAAGGCAGCCAUUGCUGCCAGUUACCAUCCUUGCCUCCAUCAAAUAUUUGCUCUUUUUUUUUUUUGAGGACACCCUCAACAGCAAUUUCAAUCAGUUUGGCAUUUAAUAAUAGUCUUGGCACUUCCUUUCCGCUUCUUAAGCAUUUGCACACUAAAGACAGAAAUGUCUGACAUAUACGAAUAGGAUGAAGGUGUCUAUUUCUUUUUGUAACAACUGUAUAAGAACUUGUUUUUAUUGUGAAAGCCAUUCAACGCAAAAAUGCUCUCUGAUGCUCUUCGUCCUUCAUGCAUCUCCUUUACUACACAUAAUUUGUUUUUCAGGGUGAGUGAAAUUCACACGGAACGGUUUUGGGUCCUUGUCAUAUAGAAAGAAGAUGGUACUUCCUCUCUAUAUAGAGAAACGUCAUUAGGUCCUGGACACAGGACAGUCUCCUGUUUAAAGAGACACUACAGAUGUCAUGAGGCAUAUUUUCAAAGGAGUCAGUUAUAUGUUGAACUGACAACAUUACCCUUUAUUUUAAUUCACUAUCUACCUCGUGACUGCACUGGAAUCUCAAAAAUGGAAUGCUGGUCAUUUGAUUUAAUUCGAUACAUUUUCCACAGUCACACUUUUGAUCUCCAUCCCCAUAUGUUUUCUAUCAAAGGGCUGCACACGGUGGACCCCAGAUAUAUAGCAAACGUUGAAUCUGUCCCCAGUUAGGAAGUUCGGAUCUCCUUGGUUAAUUUGUGUAUACUGUCGCUCGCCAGACAAUUGUGCAGAUACAGUAAGAGUAUCAUUGCUAAACAAGAGAUUUGCAAAAGUAACUGAAGCAUCGAUAGCAAUGGACAGGGGACAAUUAAAAAGGGUGAUAAUUGGCUAAAUCUGUACGAUGGUAUAUGAAUAUAGAUUUUACCAGUAUCAUUGCUUUAAAAUGCUGUUUAAAAUAUCGUCAUCUUAGGCAAAGUUCGUGCUUGUUAUGAUGUUACAGUGUUAAAUGUUUUGCUUAAUACACGUAAUGGGUAGUCUGAGAUUUGAGCAUUUUUGAGAUGUAUGAAUGGUGAUGCAGAUUUACCAAUAUCUUUAAUUACCAUACAGCGGUAACCACCUUUAACUUAACCUUUUCCUGAACUUUGAAUAAAUACAUGCUUAAAUGACUGUUUAUUUUGAUGUCAAGUUGUGUUAUCGGAAUACGCGACAAGCUGCCCCAUGACCCUGUACCAGAUAAGCAGUUGGAGGAUGGGAGGAAGAACGGAUGGAUGGAGGACAAGUAGCUAUGGCAGAUGUGGUGCCUAUUACUAAAAAGGAAGGUUUUUCUUAAAAAUGGCGUCCCAUUCUGCUGCUUUGUCUGGUUCUUCCUGCAUGGGCUACAGACUCACUCAAAUGAUCUGUACAAUACAUUGUUUUCUCCAAGCUUAUAUUUCGCGAUAGACAUUUAACUUAAUUAUGUUUAUAUGAAAUCUGGUAAUACCAUCAAACGAAAAUUACAGUGAUUUGUACAUAUUCUUUGCAAACGGAUUUGUUUUGUCUGACAGUUUUAGUUCCUAAGAGAAUAAGAACUAAUACAAUCCACAAAUCAUUCACUUACCAAGCCUGAAUUGCUUCCGUACUGUAAGUAUGUAGCUGCAUAAAUGGUGUAAUUAUAAGCCUUUGGAUUAGAGUGUCUAAGAGAAACAAUUGUAUUACAAUACAUAGUUUGCAUUAUGGUUGAUUAGGUAUGGGGAAAGUAUUCAUAUUAUCUGAACCAAUUUUUUUAUUUAUAUAUGGCUAAAGUGGUUAUCACUAUAUAAACUGGCAUACCAAUGAAUUGUCCUAUUUUUAACUAAUGAUUAUUAUGCAUCGUUACCGAAAAUAUAGUUGCUCACCAUUGAGCAUCGUUAAUACUCUGUACUACUUUACAUAAAGUAUGUUGUCACUCUUUCACUAUAAUAGGAAGUGCAUUAAAUGCAACAAAUUAUAGAUGCAGACAAAAUUAUGUAGCAUAAAUAAGUUUCACUGUGAAUCACUGCAUUAUAAGGGAUCAAAUGCUCUGGAAAUAUUAUUGAACAGUUUACAAAUAAUGUCAUUCAUUAAUAAAAAUGUGUCAAUUUA
Messenger RNA from Paramormyrops kingsleyae, 4528 nucleotides. The record is from RefSeq and is a predicted model, not a curated record. NCBI's taxonomy places the organism in Eukaryota, Metazoa, Chordata, Actinopteri, Osteoglossiformes, Mormyridae.